GGCAGGGGCGGGCACCACGGUCGGAAGCCCGCGCCGCCGGCCAGAGCGAGAGGGGAGCGGCGAGGAGGUGACGCCGCAGCCGCAGCUCGCCCGCCCGCCCGUCCGUCCGUCCUCGGGGCUCCGGGCGGCUCGGGCGCAGGUGUCCUUUCCUCCAGAAAGAAAAAUCGACACUUUGCACCCUGGAAGUUCAUUCAGGAGUUUGACAUUAGGGACUUUCAAAUUUGGACAUGGCUAAUCGGGGAGCAACAAGACCCAACGGGCCAAAUACUGGAAAUAAAAUAUGCCAGUUUAAGCUGGUGCUUCUGGGAGAGUCUGCUGUCGGCAAGUCAAGCCUAGUGCUCCGAUUCGUGAAAGGCCAGUUUCAUGAAUUUCAAGAGAGCACCAUUGGGGCUGCUUUUCUAACCCAAACUGUCUGUCUUGAUGACACAACAGUCAAGUUUGAAAUAUGGGACACAGCUGGCCAAGAACGGUACCACAGCCUCGCACCAAUGUACUACAGGGGAGCACAGGCCGCCAUUGUUGUCUAUGACGUCACAAACGAGGAGUCCUUUGCGAGAGCAAAAAACUGGGUUAAAGAACUUCAAAGGCAAGCAAGCCCUAACAUUGUAAUAGCUUUAUCUGGAAACAAGGCUGACCUAGCAAAUAAAAGAGCUGUUGACUUCCAGGAAGCACAGUCGUACGCCGAUGACAACAGUUUGUUAUUCAUGGAGACGUCAGCGAAGACGUCAGUGAAUGUAAAUGAAAUAUUCAUGGCAAUAGCUAAGAAGCUGCCGAAGAAUGAGCCACAGAACCCCGGAGCCAGUUCUGCCCGGGGGAGAGGAGUGGACCUCAGUGAGCCCGCACAGCCCGCCAGGACCCAGUGCUGCAGUAACUGAGCUGCCCUCCCCGCGGAACUGCCGCCACUCCGCCUCCCGCGAGAGCGAGCGAGACACAGCCGUGGAGUUGGAGCGCUUAGCUGGCCCAGUAUGACUUCCAAAAGAACAGACUUCUGAUAGUCAAGUUUCUAAUACAGAAUUAUUUUAAGUGUUUUGAACUUAAUUUUUAAUAACAUGCAUGUGUCCCUCCAACUAAUGUUUCAGCAGUAGCAAGGGGAAAUGAGAACUGUGUGUACUUGUUUCAUGGGACGUUUGAGGGGAUCAUUCUCACCAUUAGGGAUAAGAACCGUGACCGUCUGGACCCACAGUUAACCACCCAGUUUCUCCAAAGUGGUACGGUAGUCAUUUGUGAGAGGUCUGGAAAUUGUUAGAAGACUCUAAAAAUAUUUAUGCUUAGCUGCAGUAUUCAAGCAAAUGAUAAUUUCUUCAAUUAUCUAAAAUGUACAUUCCACAUUUUAUUAAGCCCCAGGAAAACAGUCCCACAUCUCCCAGAAAGAAGGAAUAUUAGUGGCUUCUAAAUUAUACUCAGUACUGUUAUUUUUUUUUAAGUGGGGUAAAAAAGUAAAAUGUAACCCCAUCAUGUUUUAGGAAUAAGAUAACUGAUGAAUGCAUUUUAAUAGUGUCCCCUUCAUGUGAGCUCUUCCACAAAACAAUGAAAUCAGCCAGGUGCGUGUGAUUUCUAGUGAAUCACUGUGGGCCAUUACCCAGGCCUGUCGUUCAGGGGCAACGAGGGGCUCUUGUUCACUUGACACGAUGUAGUCAGUGCACUAACAAUUAUGUCCAUUCAAACUUGAUUAUUUUACAUAUGAUCGAUCCUCUGCUGUACUGUAAAUAGGGUACUGCCUGUAGUCUCCAUAUGUUUAUUAUUUUUCUGUAAUAUUUAAGAAUUGCUUAAAAGUAUACAAAAUGUACAGUUACUAAACAGCUAAUGGUUUCUUUCUCUUCCCUCUGUGGAAGAAAGGAGCUUCAGUUGUUCCUACACAGCUAGAACCCUAACAAUGUACCUGUAAUUUGUAACAUAAGUAUUACAAUGUCAGUAACAAUCUUGCAGCCUUGUUUCUCAAAGUCCAUUUUAUUUUGAUCAGUAUAUUGCACUAAUUCUUUUAGGUUCAUUCUGUGAAACUCUGCCGUGUGUGGGAGGAGAUUGGCUCUACUUAAGUGUUGAACUGCUAACAGACCGUGGAGCUCUACAGUAACCCAGAACAAGGGGGGAAACAGUUCACCGUGUUUAGUUUUAUACUGAGGUGCUCAGGUUGGAAUAAAGUGGUAUAAAAAGCAGCACUGGGUUCUCUCUCUUUUUAAGGGGUUGGGGACAUAAAGCAGUGAAAGUAACAUACCUGAUACAUAAAGCCUGUGGUCUGCUUUUGUAUUUUCUUUACCUUCUUAAAAAUAUCUACAUAGUGCUGUUAUGUCCCCUUGACAGCUGGUUCAUUGAGAGAUUGUUCUAGCAUCAUGUUUUGGGCUGAGUAAUUCAAGUUUCAAUUUUGUGUCAGCUGCUGAUACUCAGUGCCACUGAGAAAUAUCACGGUGACGGUGAUGUUGUCUCUGGAGCCAGCUUCCAGAGCCGCAGUGACAAGUUCACGGCUCACAUACUCGGCCGCGCCUUCGUAGAAACUUGAAUCACGUGGCUCUUGCACACCAUCUGUACUUGUGGGUAUGUUGGGCUCUUUUUCACUGGAAGGUUCAGAAUGAGCUCUUUUUGAUGGAGAUGUCUCUGUGUUUUUAGGGUAAUAAAAGCAAUAUUCAGAAUGUC
Molecule: messenger RNA, 2628 nt
Organism: Jaculus jaculus (lesser Egyptian jerboa)
Lineage: Eukaryota; Metazoa; Chordata; Mammalia; Rodentia; Dipodidae
Gene: Rab5a
Product: RAB5A, member RAS oncogene family
Exons: 6
Coding region: 228-875 (215 amino acids)
Molecular function (GO): GTP binding; GTPase activity
Source: RefSeq, a predicted model, not a curated record